AUGUUGCGAACAUGUAGCAGAAUCUUUUUGAAACCACGCAGCAGCCUUCGAGAGCCGAGUUGCUACUUCAGCACUACCUGUAAGAGUAUUCUCGUUUUGAAUCCAGGUUCUACAAGCAUGAAGUGUUCUGCCUACAGUAUCUGCGAUUUGAAACUGGAUUUUUCUGUACCUCCUUUUUUCAACAAACAAAUAAAGCUUACAAAAGAAAAUAGAGAGAAGGAAAUAACUGAAUUUUUGAAUGACUAUAUAGACGAGUUCCAUGAUCUGCAGGCCAUCGGACUAAGAACCGUGCACGGGGGGCAGCAUUUCAAGGAGACAGCGUUAGUCACCACGGCUGUGGCAAAGACCCUCGAGUACCUGGUUCCACUUGCACCGCUGCAUCUCCCUCCGCUUCUUACAGCGCUGCAAAAGGUUACGUCACUGCUCCCUCACGUUCCUUGCUACGUCGCAUUUGACACUGCCUUUUUCAAUGAAUUGCCAUCCACUGCUAGAUUUUAUCCAUUGCCAUACGAAAUGGCAGAAAAGGGCUUUAUAAAGUAUGGAUUUCAUGGCCUAAACCACCGCCAUUGUUUUGAGAAAAUCUCAUUGAUGCUCGAUAGAGUACCAAGUCGGUUGAUUACAUGUCAUCUAGGUGGAGGAGCAUCCGUGUCCGCCAUAAUGGAUGGAAGGUGCAUCGACACUUCAAUGGGUUAUACACCACUUGAUGGGAUAAUGAUGACAACAAGAUGUGGCAGUCUGGACCCAAGCAUAGUAUUACGUAUGGUGAAGGAUGCCAAUGGUGAUCUUGAAGAAGUCGAAAGGAUAUUAAACCAAAAAUCUGGCGUUGCUGGUAUUUCAGGCUUGUCCGAUUUGAAAGAAGCAGUUGAUAAAAGGCAAGAAAAUUCAAGAGCAGACCUUGCUUGUGCUAUGUUUCAGAACCGCCUCUGUAAAGCCAUUGGUUCUUUCAUUGCAGUACUGGGCGGCUUAGAUGGGCUUGUUUUCAGCGGUGGUAUCGGAGAGAAUGACUCGUCUUUGCGCAAAGAAGUUGUGCAGCAGCUAUCUUUCCUAGGAAUUGAAUUGGAUGAAGAAUCUAAUGAUAUAAGUACGAAAGAGGAUCGUAUAAUAUCAACUUCGUCAUCAGCAGUAACUGUUGCUGUUAUUCAUGCUAACGAAGAAUUAGUUAUUGCCCAGGAUAUCAUAAGAAUGACUGCGGAUUCGUUUGACAUAUGA
Molecule: messenger RNA, 1209 nt
Organism: Rhopilema esculentum
Lineage: Eukaryota; Metazoa; Cnidaria; Scyphozoa; Rhizostomeae; Rhizostomatidae
Source: RefSeq, a predicted model, not a curated record